This is a messenger RNA of Enterobius vermicularis (human pinworm), 1053 nucleotides long. The record is from the annotation of a GenBank genome assembly. NCBI's taxonomy places the organism in Eukaryota, Metazoa, Nematoda, Chromadorea, Rhabditida, Oxyuridae.
AUGAAUUCGACUAUUUCGCCUAACUGUACAUAUGAAUGGGCAACAUUGGUGGAUGAACGAUUUUGGUUGGUAACGGUUGCGGGAACCGUCGUCUCAACGAUAUCAUUUGUCGAAAAUGUCUUCUUAUUUGCUAUGUUUGUUAAAAGUCAUGCUCAUCGACAGUCACAUUCGCUAUAUCUUUUAUCACUUGCCUUUUUCGAUAUUUUACUAGCGUUUUCGUACUUCUUUCUUAUGUCAUUAUCUGUGCUGAUAGAUGUUUACGGUUCUAUGUUUCUACUUCGUGCAUGGUAUGCUUAUAAUGUGCCUUUGAAUACACUUUCGCAUGUCGGUAUGACGGCAUCGUCAUAUCUAAUAGUAGCAGCUAGUGUUGAACGUUAUUGUGUAACCGCAAAUCCCAGAAGGCUUGAAUGCUUUCAACGUUAUCGUCCAGUAAUUGUAACAGCAACAAUAUUGUUCGGAAUUACAAUUAUGGCCUCAUUUCCCUUUGAAUUUGAUGUAUAUCUCUGUUCCAUUAAUUUUUCUAUUCGUUAUGUAGAAGAAUGUGCAGGUUUAUUGACAGAAUAUGAGAUUGAUUUAUCCGUAUUGGUAAAAGAAAAUGAGGCAUACAGUUAUUGGUGGCGAUUAAUAUUUCGGAAUAUAUUCAGCGUUCUGUUACCAUUUGCUACAUUAGCAUUCAUGAAUAUACGUAUCGUUGUUGCUGUACAGAAGAUGAAACGUGUUGACAGAUCGACAAGACGUCUCAGUGAUGCACAACAGAAGAUAAGAGUGCGUGAUGCCACUCGGACUAUGCUAAUUGUCAUAUUUACUUAUCUACUUUCAAAAGUACUUAAUGUUUUUAUUACCAUAUGGGAAUAUAUUGACAAAGAAACUUUAGUGACAGAUUACUUGGAAUUUUAUAUGAUAUCUACAGAUGUGAUUUCUAUUUCUACAAUAAUCGCUGGAGCAUUUCGACUUCCAAUUUAUGUUAUAUGUCAACCGGAUUUACGAAAAGAAUUUGCAGCACCACUUUACCGUUUGCUGUACUGUAUUCCAGAUCUUCAGUUAAAAACAUAG